Messenger RNA from Folsomia candida, 1499 nucleotides. RefSeq names its product protein crossbronx homolog. The record is from RefSeq and is a predicted model, not a curated record. The transcript is spliced from 4 exons. The coding region runs from base 331 to 1137 and encodes 268 amino acids. NCBI's taxonomy places the organism in Eukaryota, Metazoa, Arthropoda, Collembola, Entomobryomorpha, Isotomidae.
GCAGUUUAAACGCUUUUGUGUAUUUACAUUCUUUACUUAACUGGGAGGUUGUUUUAAUUUAAUUAAGCAUUUAAAGUUAAGCUCAACUUGGGCGUGUGCGUAUUAAUGAAUUGCGUAUCCAUAAACAUCAUUUGAUUGCUUAUUAACAGCGUGGAAUUUGUCCUUGAAAGUAUUGAUAAACCGCCAUCCGCCAUCACAUUCACAUAAUUUCAUUGAAUGUUAAUAAAUUAUUAAGGUUUACUCAUCAAAUAUAUUGGGGAAAAUAGUUACUUUGAUUUUGUUGGGGAGUGCUGACGGGAAUGUGUGCCAUUAUCAUCCUAAGGCACAGUGAUGUCAGUUAACGUUAACGGAACGCUGGGAGCAACAGGGAUGACGAGCUUUAGCGGGGAAAGUGGACAACAGUCCCCUGUCCAAGGUCAGCAACAGCAACAACAAGACCAAGGACGACGACAACGACUUAAAGAGCUUGUGCGUCCCAUCUUUCAAGAGUCAUACUUUACGGCAGAGUAUUGUCUGUUGGGAGCAAUACAAAUUAAUCAGCCUAACAAAUUAAGUGGUCUAUACGCCAUUCCGUCAGCCCAGUCCCCAUUUCUGUGGCUGUGUGUACUGUUUGUUCAUAAUGGACCUUGGCAGGGAGGAGUAUUUAGGUUUGUAUUAAAAUUUCCAGACAGUUUUCCGGAUGCCAGCAGUCAGAACAAUCUUCCUGUAGUUCAGUUCACAGGAUCUUAUCCUAAAUGUCAUCCAUUAAUCAAUCCCUCACGGGGAACCUUCGACAUAAAACGCUACUAUAAAACGUACAAUCGCUCCAGUCACCACAUUUGGCAACUGUUGAAAUGUACGAGGAAAAUCUUUUACAAGUUGGAAAUUAUAGACAAAAUUCUAUACCCAAACAAAACAGCGGCCGAAUUGUAUCUCCAAUCCGAGGAACAAUUCCUUAGAAAGUGCGACCAAGAUGUACAAAACAGUAAAUCUAAAGUGUAUGAUGAGGAUAUGUACUCUAAGGACCCUAAUUAUAUUCGAUUUUCUAGAGAUUAUGCUAGAAUUGAUAAUGUAAAUGGUAGUAGUGAAGAUAACACGCUAAGUUCAGGCAUUGGAUUGUCCUUCAUGUCAACUCAUUCAUCAUUAUUUGAUUUAUGAACCCACCUCCUUACUUGUCCCACCUUAUACCUUUAAUACUUAAAGAGUAUUCAAAUGUGCCAAUUUAAAUAUGUACUACGUAAAAAUUUUAAACUAACUAUAAAUCGAGUUAUGUGUAGUGUAACUAACAAUAUAAUUAAUUAAGACCUUCAAGUCUUGGUUUUAACUUUAUUACAGAAGGGAAUGAAUAUAUUGAACAAUUCAAAUUUUAAUCAUUGAAUGUUUUAACUGAUAUUAACUAACAUUUAAUAUAAGUAUGGAUUUAAUGAUGUGGAAUUAUUAAAAUAAUAUUUCAAAGAAUUUUUUAAACACCGGAAAUUUAAGCGACCUGUGAUGUAUUUCAAUAAACGAAUGGAAAUUAA